AUGUUCCUCUCUAAGCCAACACAGGAACAAAAAGCUGAAGAAUUAAUAGAUUGCUUAAGGAAAAAAAGAAGUGAAACUGUUUUAAAAGAGUUAGAAAACAGCAAAGAAAAUGAUUGGAUUAAAAAUACCUUAAAAGGAUUUAAGUUAUUAAGACUUGCAAGUCAAAUUGAUAGUGUUGGAGUAGUGAGUUAUAUCAUUGAACAUUAUCCGGAACGAUUAAACUACCAAGAUGUGUAUGGGAAAUCAUGUCUUUUUUAUGCUGUUGAACAAGAACAAUGGAAUACUGUGAAAUAUUUGAUUAGUAAGAAUAUUAAUUAUUAUAUGGCAGAUAAAAAUGGAAACUCAUUAUUACAUAUUCUUGCAAAGAUUAAAGCCAAAAAGGAAUACGAGGUUAUAUAUUUUGAAUUAGUACAAAAGCUUAUUUCUCAUAGAAGGAUAGUGAGAGGUAAAAAUAUACUUGGUGAAACACCAUUGCAUAUUGCUUGUCUUAAUAGUCACAAGAAAUUGAUUCAAUUACUUAUUGACAACAAAUCAUUAAUACAUUGUAAGACUGAAAAAGGAUUAACUCCUUGGGACUAUUGUCAAUUUAGUGAUAAGAUUUGUAUUGAUCUAUCUACAAUGAAUGACCCAGAUGAUGGCACACCAAAUAGUGUCUCUCCAUUUUCGAAUGAAUCAUUUAGUGAUAGUGAACAAAGUGGAGGAAAUAAAUUAAAAAGGUCACGAAACACCUCUUGA
Messenger RNA from Entamoeba histolytica HM-1:IMSS, 735 nucleotides. Its product is annotated as ankyrin repeat protein, putative. The transcript is spliced from 2 exons. Lineage: Eukaryota; Evosea; Mastigamoebida; Endamoebidae. Bases 1 to 735 code for a protein of 244 amino acids. The record is from RefSeq and is a predicted model, not a curated record. Gene Ontology annotation, molecular function: protein binding.